Messenger RNA from Aspergillus affinis, 2772 nucleotides. RefSeq names its product autophagy protein ATG9 (gene atgI). Gene Ontology annotation, biological process: autophagy of mitochondrion; protein localization to phagophore assembly site. Gene Ontology annotation, cellular component: autophagosome; phagophore assembly site. Bases 1 to 2772 code for a protein of 923 amino acids. Lineage: Eukaryota; Fungi; Ascomycota; Eurotiomycetes; Eurotiales; Aspergillaceae. The record is from RefSeq and is a predicted model, not a curated record. The transcript is spliced from 2 exons.
AUGAUGGCUUCAAAUGUCCUGUCCCGCAUCCUCCCUCACAACGGCUCCCCGUCGGUAUAUGAGACGAUUCGACAACAUGACGCGGAUUCGGACGACUUAGACGUGGAGGAGCGUGCAGGCUUGAUGUUAGGCGAUAACGAGGAUGAAGAUUAUAGUAAUCGAGAGCUGGAGGAAGCUAUGGCCGAGGCUGGGAGGGAUGAGAUGUCGAGUCCGACCCCAAGUGAGCCGUUCCUGACUCAGCGCAGCCCCCAAAGGGUGGCCGAGGAUAGAGAUCAAGGCGCAGCUGGGUCUCGUCGACGCAGGCUUAGCCGUCCUCGUUGGAUGUCGCCACAUCAUGACCCUGACGAUGGAGACGAUGAUGUGCCUGCCUCUCUUUACGUGGAGGGACGACAGGACGAUGAUGAAUUAAAGCAGCGUCUUCCUCCUCCUCCUCCCCCAUCUCAUCAUCGCUCACGCCAAGAGCCACCAGUACCUGGGCCUUCCUCUGGAGGCGAUCGGGCUCGAUGGGAAACUACCAGAGAACGUUUGCCCUUACACACGAACCACCAGAGGCAACGGCCGGGGCUGAUAUGGUCCUUGGGGCAUCCAAGCUUGGCCACGGUAGAUCCAAAAGAAAAAGCGUUGUGGAUGUGGGCAAAUGUGGAGAACCUGGAUAAUUUCUUGAAGGACGUCUAUACGUAUUUUCUAGGAAAUGGGAUCUGGUCUAUAUUGCUGGACCGGUUCCUCAGUCUCCUGACAUUUGGAUUUGUGGUCGGCUUCAGUACGUUUCUUAUGAACUGCAUUGACUACCGCAGUGUACGCGGAAGCAAGACCUUGGAUGAUAUACUCAUCCCGAAAUGCACCAAGAAGAUGUCUAUGUCCUCGACUCUCUUGCUGUGGCUGCUUACCUUUCUCUGGAUCGGGAAGGCCUUCCAAUACGCCCUGGAUAUUAGAAGACUCAAGCAUAUGCACGAUUUCUACCAUUACCUACUUAAUGUGUCCGACGCCGAGAUCCAGACGAUCUCCUGGCAGGAGGUUGUCAGCCGGUUGAUGACGCUGAGAGAUUCUAACCCUGCGACGGCCGGGGCGGUUUCCGCAACGCACCGCAAAUUCAUGGGCAGUCAAUCCAAGCAGCGAAUGGACGCCCACGACAUUGCCAAUCGACUGAUGCGUAAAGAGAACUACCUCAUUGCUCUGGUGAACAAAGACAUAUUAGAUCUGACGCUCCCUAUACCAUUCCUCCGAAACCGACAGCUCUUUUCUCAGACCCUGGAGUGGAACAUCAAUCUUUGCAUCAUGGACUAUGUUUUCAAUGAGCAGGGCCAGGUUCGGACAUUAUUCCUGAGAGACACCCAUCGGAAAGCGCUGAGUGAGGGCCUGCGGCGGCGAUUCAUGUUUGCAGGCAUCAUGAACAUUUUCGUGGCUCCGUUUAUUGUGGUCUAUUUCCUGAUGCACUACUUCUUCCGUUACUUCAACGAGUUUAAGAAGAACCCGUCCCAGAUUGGGUCUCGGCAAUACACCCCUCUGGCCGAGUGGAAAUUCCGGGAGUUCAAUGAGCUUUGGCAUCUCUUUGAGCGUCGGUUGAAUAUGUCGUACCCUUUUGCCAGCCGAUACAUUGAUCAAUUCCCCAAAGACAAGGCCGUCCAGCUGGCUGGCUUCGUGGCAUUUGUCUCCGGUGCUCUGGCCUCCGUCUUAGCCCUGGCAUCGAUCGUGGAUCCCGAACUGUUCCUGGGCUUUGAGAUCACGCCUGACCGCACCGUCCUUUUCUACCUCGGUGUCUUCGGAUCUAUCUGGGCCUUUGCUCGAGGAGUGGUUCCCGAGGAAACUAAUGUGUUUGAUCCCGAAUAUGCCCUGCUCGAGGUGAUCAACUUCACCCACUACUUCCCAAAUCACUGGAAGGGCCGGCUGCACAGCGACGACGUACGGCGGGACUUUGCCACACAAUACCAGGUCAAGAUUGUGAUUUUCUUGGAAGAGAUUCUCAGCAUGAUAUUCACGCCCUUUAUCCUUUGGUUUAGCCUGCCCAAAUGCAGUGAUCGGCUGAUUGAUUUCUUUCGAGAGUUCACGGUACACGUGGACGGGAUGGGCUAUCUUUGCUCGUUUGCCGUCUUUGACUUCAAGAAAGGCACCAACGAGAUCACACAGGGAGAUGCAGGCCGACCAAACUCUGCGAGGCAGGACCUCCGGGCGGACUACUUUUCAACCAAGGACGGCAAGAUGCUUGCAUCCUACUACGGAUUUCUGGAUCACUACGGAGGCAACCGGCCUGCUCAUCCGGCUGGGAAGCGUCAGUUCCAUCCUCCACCCACAUUCCCGCCAUUGGGAUCGCCCUCGAUGAUAGAGCCGGGCAAUAUCGGCGAUCGACAGUCUACCGUAGGAAUUCCUCGAUUUGUUAAUCCGGGCCUGGGAGACUCGAUACUUUUGGAUCCCCAUCACCAGCCCUCUGCGUCGGGGUUCCGGACCAGUAAUCGCAACCCUGCCUAUUCCCGCUAUCGGUCGUCGCGUCCUUCGCGACCAGCCUCCGACCCCAUCGAGGACGAUGAAUCGCCAACCGCGGAGACGCGCAGUCCGGCCGUAAAGAAAUCGUCGCACAAUGGAGCCAUCGGUGGCAGUGACAGCAACCUCAGCGACUCGUGGCGAGUCAACUUGAUGGGGGAUAUUGAGGAAGAUGACGGCGAGGAAGAGGGAGAAAAUGUGGAUGCAAUUGCCGGGGGUGCAGGUGUGUUGGGUCUCAUCCAGCAAUUUCAGAAAGUCAACAAGGACAACCGGGGCCGGAACACCGUAGGGAUUUGA